This is a messenger RNA of Neopsephotus bourkii (Bourke's parrot), 3623 nucleotides long. It is a transcript of the gene BCAR1, whose product is annotated as BCAR1 scaffold protein, Cas family member. Gene Ontology annotation, biological process: cell surface receptor protein tyrosine kinase signaling pathway; cell migration. The record is from RefSeq and is a predicted model, not a curated record. The coding region runs from base 139 to 2892 and encodes 917 amino acids. Lineage: Eukaryota; Metazoa; Chordata; Aves; Psittaciformes; Psittacidae. The transcript has 6 exons. Gene Ontology annotation, cellular component: focal adhesion; plasma membrane; cytoplasm. Gene Ontology annotation, molecular function: protein binding.
CCUUCCCAGCACCACCUCUGGGAAGGAUGGGUUGAACUCCAGCCGGGAAGGAAAAGGCGGCUGGAGCAGAGAGCUCCAGCCGGUGCCACCCGUUCAGCAGGGGCCGCGGGGCUUCGUCCUGGUGCUGGCUCUGCCGCGAUGACUCCCCGCGGCUCACCGCCCCGGCGCGGGGCUCUCUUGCAGAACGUGCUGGCCAAGGCGCUGUACGACAACGUGGCCGAGUCCCCGGACGAGCUCUCCUUCCGCAAGGGCGACAUCAUGACGGUGCUGGAGCGCAACACACAAGGGUUGGAUGGCUGGUGGCUCUGCUCGCUCCACGGCCGGCAGGGCAUCGUCCCCGGGAACCGCCUCAAGAUCCUGGUGGGGAUGUACGACAAGAAGCAGCAGCAGCAGCAGCAGCAAGCGCCUGGCCCUGUGCAGGGACAGGCACCACCGCAGCCAUCGGUGUCCCAGUUGUCUCUGCCUUACCACCACCAAGGCGGCUUCACCCCGCUGUCACCUGCCUCGCAGUACACACCCAUGCACCCUGCUUAUGCCCCACAAGGGGACAACGUCUACCUGAUGCCAGUCCCCACCAAGGGACAGCAGGGUUUGUACCCAGGCUCAGCACCCACUGGACAGUUUCCACCUGCCCCAGCUAAGCAGCCGCCUGCCUACCCGAAGCAGACACCUCCCCAUGCCUUCCCCAGCCCCAGCCAGGAGAUCUACCAGGUCCCCCCCUCACUGGGUCAAGCAGCAGAGGCGUACCCUGGGGGCUCUACCAGCCCUCCCCAGGACGUCUAUCAGGUUCCCCCAUCAGCCAGUCAAGCUCAAGACAUCUACCAGGUACCACCGUCGUUGGACAUGAGGAGCUGGGAAGGGCACAAGCCCCAAGGAAAGGUGCUGGUGCCCACCCGUGUGGGGCAAGUGUACAUCUACGACUCACCCAAGGGCGAGCAGGAUGAGUACGAUUUCCCUCGUCACCUCCUCUCCACAGGCUCCCAGGAGAUCUAUGAUGUGCCGCCUGUCCGAGGGGGUGUCCCAGGCCAGUUCAGCCAGGAGGUCUAUGACACCCCACCUAUGGCAGUGAAGGGCCCCAAUGGGCAGGACCCAGGGCAGGAGAUCUAUGAUGUGCCCCCCAGCGUGGAGAAGAACCUGCACCAAACUGUGUAUGAUGUGCCCCCCUCUGUGAGCAAGGACGUGCCCGAUGGCCUGGCACGGGAGGAGACCUAUGAUGUGCCCCCUGCCUUCGCCAAGCAAAAAGCCUUUGACCCUUCCCGCCACCCUUUCCUGGCCCAGCAGGAGCCCUAUUUGCCAGAGGAUGUCUAUGAUGUGCCACCGGCAGCUGGGAAAGGUGCCCCUGAUCCGCCGCUCUCCCACGAGAUCUAUGAUGUGCCCCCCAGCCUCAAGAAGCUGGGCGGGUCAGCCUUCUCCUCCCAGGAGGUGUAUGAUGUGCCCCGGGACCUGCAUGCUCCGAGCAAGGGCUCCCUGGACACAGAGGGCGAGUACAUUUAUGAUGUCCCACCACAAGUGGAUCGUGAGGCCAAGGGCGCUGAUGCCAAGCGCCUCUCAGCCUCCAGCACAGGCAGCACCCGCAGCAACAUCUCCACAUCCUCGCUGGAUGUGGUGCCCAUGAAGGAGCCAGCCAAGGGAGCUGGCAAGGAGUUCUCCUUGGACUUGGAUGCCGCCAUGGAGACGCUGGCCAAGCUCCAGCAUGGUGUUGGCGGUGCUGUCUCCUACCUCAUGUCCUUCAUCAGUGCCAACUGGCGCAGCCCUGAGCACAUGGAGGCCAAUGCCGCCAGCAUCCGUGGGGCAGCUGAGGGCGUCCGCACUGCCCUCCGGGACCUGCUGGAGUUUGCCCGGGGGGCGGUGGGCAAUGCUGCCCAGGCCUCUGACCGAUCCCUCUACACCAAGCUCAGCAAGCAGCUGCAGAAGAUGGAGGAGGUCUACCAGGCCCUGGCACGGCAUGGCCAAGUGCUGGAUGCUUGCCACUGGGCCCCAAGCGCCCUGGCUGGUGGCAAGCCGGGCACGGAUGACUUGGAGCACUUUGUCAUGCACUCGCGCGGCAUUCCCGAUGACACCAAGCAGUUGGCCUCCUUCCUGCAUGGCAACGCCUCCCUCCUCUUCAAACGGACAAAGCCAGCGGCGGAGAGCGGCGGCCAUGGGCCUCCUCACCCUUCUGACAAGGCCAGCAGUAUCCAGUCACGGCCCCUGCCCUCCCCACCCAAGCUGCUGGCCCAGGAGUCACCCGACGGGCCCUAUGAGAACAGCGAGAGCGGCUGGAUGGAGGAUUAUGACUAUGUCCAUCUCCAGGGCAAGGAGGAGUUUGAGAAGACCCAGAAAGAGCUGCUGGAGAAAGGCAACAUCAUCCGGCAGAGCAAGGACCAGCUGGAGCACCAGCAGCUGAAGCAGUUUGAGCGGCUGGAGCAGGAGGUGACACGCCCCAUUGACAACGACCUGUCCAACUGGAGCCCUCCCCAGCACUACAGCCCAGCACGGGGUGCCCUGUGUCCUGCCGAUCGCCAGCUCCUCCUCUUCUACCUGGAGCAGUGCGAGGCCAACCUCACCACACUCACCAACGCUGUCGAUGCCUUCUUCACUGCUGUCAGCACCAACCAGCCUCCCAAGAUCUUUGUGGCCCACAGCAAGUUCAUCAUCCUCAGCGCCCACAAGCUCGUCUUCAUUGGGGAUACCCUGUCCCGCCAGGCCAAGGCCCAGGACGUCCAGCACAAGGUGAUGCACUACAGCAACCUCCUCUGCGAGAUGCUCAAGGAGAUCGUGGUGACCACCAAGGCAGCUGCCCUCCAUUACCCUUCUCCUGCUGCCUCUAAGGACAUGGUGGAGCGUGUCAAGGACCUUGCCAACAGCACGCAGCAGUUCAGGAUGGUGCUGGGCCAGCUGGCAGCCAUGUGAUGGCACAGGGCUGCUAUCCCCAUAGCCCCCACCCUGUUACCCAGACACACAUCCCCUCCAUGAGAUCCCUCUCUGCCUGGUGUAAGUGGAUUUGUACAUAGAGACUCCCCAUAUGCACCGGGGGUCUGGGGCUCUGCUGUUAGAGGGGUGAGGGGCUGCAGCUGUUAUCCCACUUCCUUUUUUCCCUCCCUCUGGCCAUAGGCCAGGAUUGGUUUUAGAGCCAUGCCCUUAAUGAAGCAAAGCUGGGGAGGUGGAUUUAUACCCACUCGUCCCUGCUGUCCUCUCUCCAUACAAAACCCAGCAGCCUGAAGGCCAUGGGGCCAUGUCCCUGUUGAAUCAGCAUGGGGAUGUGUCUGGCAAGUUGGGAUGAUGCUGUUGGCCACUCCACUGCUGGGGGGCCUCCUAAGUGGUCUCCAACAGCCAGACUUUUAAUGCUGUGUAAGCCACCAUAUGUGGUGGGGCAGGGACAGGUUGUACUAUGUGCCAGAGGCUCUGGAUAAGUGUUCCCAGGGGAAUAAGGGGAUUAUAGGGGGCUUGGGGCAGGAAGGGUCUGACCUGUAUGUUCUCUGGUUUUAACUCCUGUACGAGCUGUAACCGAAACGCAAACCAAAAUUGGUGCCUUUUGAAUGCAGGGGAAGCUUCUGCUGGUUCCCAGAGCUAUGGAGUCACAGCCCCCCAGAACUCAGCCCCCUAGCCCCCAACAGCAUAAAGAUUUGCCUAGAAACCCACCA